Molecule: messenger RNA, 2337 nt
Organism: Penicillium alfredii
Lineage: Eukaryota; Fungi; Ascomycota; Eurotiomycetes; Eurotiales; Aspergillaceae
Product: fungal specific transcription factor domain-containing protein
Exons: 3
Coding region: 1-2337 (778 amino acids)
Biological process (GO): positive regulation of transcription by RNA polymerase II
Cellular component (GO): nucleus
Molecular function (GO): DNA-binding transcription factor activity; transcription cis-regulatory region binding
Source: RefSeq, a predicted model, not a curated record
AUGAACCAGGCCAUGCAAAGCCCGGAAGGUCAAAUGGUAGGAGAACAUACUGACAUCAUAUACCAUUGGUUCAAUAGUGCUGACUUUGGUAGUGGUGAGGAAAAACCGGCUUGCCUCAAUUGCCAACGGCAAGGCGAGCCAUGCGAUUAUAGCAUCCGGUUGAACUGGGGAGGCCGAAUGAAGCAACCAGCUGUUGAAUCCCGAAAUCCCCAGUCAGGUAAGCAAGGAGGAACUUUGCUCACUUCAGGGAGUCCAACCGAUGGGUUUAUAAAAUCUCGACCUAGGGAUCUGACCUCCCCAGCGACAAUCUCCCCAAGCACGCCAGCCCCGGAGGCCCUUUUUGACUCGCCCAGGCCUCGCUCUGGAUCUGGCUCGGUGACCUCACCGUCACAACUGGAAAUUCAAUUUGCUUCGACUUGGGCGGAACAGACACCUCCUAUGGCGACUUCGACUUCUUCCAGGGGCCCGUUUCAAUAUUUUUCCAAUCAAACAAUAUUGGAAGACCUGUCAUUUAACUUCCACGCCAAUUCUGUGUCUCGGCCGGAAUCCUUUCUUCGUCACUCUAUUCAUGCAUCCAAUCGCCUAUCUGAUUCAUCCGUGCAUCAGAGCCAAAGUGAGGACCAAUUCACCAAACCUGAAACCCCUUUACAGGGUGAUACUGGUUUAGACAUCGCGGUGGGUGGCAUGGGGAGCCAAGCUGGCCAUUCUCAUCGCUCUCUCGGUACCCCAGGAAUAUCUUCUUUUUCAGUUCGCCCCCAUGACAUCUCAAGCUUGAUAAACAGUCCUGCCUCGUCCCCAAAGACCACUGGAGCUACCAGGGUCAUAGGGCCGACAGAUCAUCAACUUGGCGAAUCGAUUCAGGAUGCCGAAAAUGAACAUGCAAUCGAUUCCUCUGCAGCCCAGAGCAGAUGGAAGGCAUAUCUCACCAGCGUGACCGACAAUUAUGGGUUAGAUUGCGGGCGCCCGGACCAAGACAUGACAUUGAACAAUGACCAUGCAGCCAUUGAUAUCAACUAUGCCUUGGAUUUAAUCAGCUCUCGGUGGCGGAAUGAAGAGAAGCUAAAUCCGGGGGUGCCGUGGCCUGCAUUUGAAAUACCAACACCCGGUUAUACCGAGUAUUAUUCGUCGCCAGUGCCAAUCAACAUUCCACGAUAUUUGUCUCCACUUCCAUCGUCGUUGCUGGAGAACCCGAUCAAUUUGAUGUAUUUCCAUCAUUUCCUCGACCAUACGUCCCGAAUGCUGGUUCCGCAUGACUGUGACGACAAUCCAUUCAUCUCAGUCUUGCCGUCAAUGGCCGUUGGCGACUCCAACUUGCUCAAUUUAUUGUUGGCUUACUCCGCUAGCCAUCGUGCCCGGUAUCUAGGGCAUCCUGAGCCGGCCACUCGCAUUGCGCACUGGGUCCGCGAUGUUUUCCCCACCCUGCGUGUGGCAUUGGAAGCAUCCCAUGAAAACAUCACGGAUAGUCAUUUAGCCACAGCCAUCUUGCUUGUGUCCUUGAAAAUCGUCUCCCCGGGGACAUUCGAGGUCCCCAUCACAUGGCAAAGCCAUCUCAAACUCGCCCGUGGCUUGUUCCUUGCGCGGAGUGAUAGUUUGCCACGUCCUGGCAACCGAAUCGGGGCGUUUUUCGCGCGGUGGUUGGGCUAUAUCGACACGAUGGGAGCCCUAUCCUGUCGCCAAACCGGGCCCCCAUUGAUGCUGUAUCAUUCCAUUGUGAUGGGUUGCCGUCCUCCUGGUGGCCACGACGAGUUUGGCAUAGAUUGCUUCAUGGGAUUCACCUCGCAAACAGGAGUGUUCCUCAUUAGGCUUGCGCGACUUGUCCAGCAAUGCGACAAUCAGCGCUUUGAUGAAUUGGGGAAUUUCCGGCCAGACUGGCACCCUUCUGCAGACAUGGUCAUGGAAGCCCAGGCGGUUCUUAGCGAUAUUGACGAUCUUAGUGAGCGCGCCCACAUCAACCCGACCCAUCACAAAGGUGUAGAGGCCGUGGAUAUGAUGGCCAUAGAGCAGGCGUUCCGGUAUGCAGGGUUACUGCACCUACACCGAAGGGUGCUGGGGUCUCCUCCCAAAUCCUUUGCAGUCAAAGAUGCCUUUUGCAAGCUCAUCGAUGCUUUGGGGCAGAUGCGUCCCGGAGCAUCCACGGAGGUUUGUUCUCUGUUCCCUUUGUUCACAGCCGGUUGCGAGUCUCGGGACCCCGUACAGAGAGCCAGGCUAUUGGAUCGGUUUCUGGUCUUAGAGAAAUCGGGCAUGAAGCAGAUUCAGAAUGCUCGUCAAUUGAUCCAGCGGUGCUGGGACACGAACCUACCCUGGGUCGCACUGGCUGAAGGGCAGUUCCUCGGUUAG